UUGAGAGGGGUCCGACUCGUGGACGAUGGCCACUGGGACCUGCUCUUGUUCGCUCGCCUCCAUCGGCUCGCUCAAAGCAGCAUUUGUCGUGUCACGCGUGACAGCCUACUUAAUCCAGGUCUCAUGUGGCUCUUACGAAGAGCGUACACCUCGGUCGCUCCGAAACACGUUCAAUACUUCCAAACCAUUCUUCCUCCCCAUGCUGUUCUUUCCUCCCUUCCUCCCCACAACACCCCUUCCGAAGAUCUUACUCCAUUCAACACGGAUUGGAUGCAAAAGUAUCGCGGUCAAGCGAGCACCGUCUUGAAACCGAAGACAACUCAACAAGUCAGCGACAUCGUGCGUUAUUGCUCAGAGCACACAAUCCCAAUUGUACCUCAAGGUGGAAACACUGGUCUUGUCGGCGGUAGCAUACCAUUGCGUGACGAGCUCGUUGUCUCCCUGGCCAACAUGAAUUCUGUCCGUUCAUUUGAUCCCGUGUCCGGUAUUCUCGUGGCAGAUGCUGGUUGCAUUCUCCAGUCCUUAACAGACUAUGUGGCGCCGUAUAACCACAUAAUGCCUAUUGACCUCGGUGCUAAAGGCAGCUGUCAUAUAGGUGGAAAUGUCGCGACCAACGCUGGUGGCUUGCGCUUAUUGAGAUACGGCUCUCUCCACGGGUCUGUCUUGGGUUUGGAAGUCGUUCUACCCGACGGUACGAUCCUUGACCAACUAACAUCGCUUCGCAAGGACAACACUGGUUACGAUCUCAAGCAGCUCUUCAUCGGUGCUGAAGGGACACUCGGGAUAAUCACCGCCGUCUCCAUUCUCACACCACCCUCCCCUCAGGCAUCGAACAACGUGAUUCUUGCUCUACCACAUUUCGACAAUGUCCUGCCAUUAUAUCGAACUGUCAAGCGUCAACUUUCCGAGAUUCUGUCUGCCUUCGAGUUUAUUGAUCGAACUGCCUACGAGUUGGCUGUCAAACACGGCCAGGGUCGCGGUCUGUCCGAGGAUGAAAUCGCUGGCGCAGAAUGUUUCGUACUUGUUGAAACCAGUGGUGGACGACGCGAGCACGAUGAGGAGAAACUUACGGAUUUGUUGGGCGACCUCCUUGAAGCGGAAAAACCCCUCAUCAAUACCGGUGUUCUUUCUCAAAAUCCAGCGCAGUUCUCAUCUCUCUGGGCAUUGCGUGAAGGUGUAACCGAGGCGGUUUCGAAGGAAGGAAAGGCCUAUAAAUACGAUAUUUCCAUCCCUUUGGCUUCUUUCAAGGAGGUGGUAGAUACCACACGGGAACACUUACGUUCCAAAGGUCUCCUAGGGGAACACGCAGUAAAACACGUCCUGGGCUAUGGUCAUGUCGGCGAUGGAAAUUUGCACCUAAAUGUUUGCGCCGCAGAAUAUACUCAAGAAAUCCAAGAUGCCUUGGAACCUUUCGUAUAUGAACUUGUUGCCUCUUAUCGCGGUUCUGUGUCUGCUGAGCAUGGUAUUGGGUCAAUGAAGACUCAUGCCCUACAUUACUCGAAGAACGACACGAGCAUCGCUUGGAUGAAAAAGAUCAAGACUCUGUUCGACCCGAAGGGAAUCAUGAAUCCAGGGAAGGUGCUUGAAUAG
Mycena indigotica is the source of this 1590-nucleotide messenger RNA. RefSeq lists its product as uncharacterized. The transcript is spliced from 6 exons. The record is from RefSeq and is a predicted model, not a curated record. Gene Ontology annotation, molecular function: catalytic activity; FAD binding. Gene Ontology annotation, cellular component: mitochondrion. Lineage: Eukaryota; Fungi; Basidiomycota; Agaricomycetes; Agaricales; Mycenaceae.